Messenger RNA from Esox lucius (northern pike), 2393 nucleotides. RefSeq names its product mitochondrial fission factor a (gene mffa). The transcript has 7 exons. Bases 1 to 921 code for a protein of 306 amino acids. Gene Ontology annotation, cellular component: mitochondrial outer membrane; peroxisome. Gene Ontology annotation, biological process: positive regulation of mitochondrial fission. The record is from RefSeq and is a predicted model, not a curated record. Lineage: Eukaryota; Metazoa; Chordata; Actinopteri; Esociformes; Esocidae.
AUGAACGGCGCAGCGUUCCCGUCUCCCACGGCAGAGAUGGCGGAGAUGAACCGCAUCCACUACGAGUUGGAGUACACGGAGGGCAUCAGCCAGCGCAUGCGGAUUCCAGAGAUGCUCAAAAUGGGACCCUACAGUCAGGACAAUCCUGAAGCAGGCUCACAUGACUUUCACAACAUCAUGAUGCAGGUCCCAGAGCGGAUCGUCAUGUCAGGAGACAGUGAGGACUCUCAGUUUUCUAGACCCAGGGACCUGGAUCUCAUCCAGUCCACCCCCCUAGAGAGCCUGUCCUUGAAGACCCCUCCCCGUGUCCUUACCCUCAAUGAGCGCCCACUGGACUUCAUGGAGAUGGAGCGCAGUGCAGCCCCAGCUCAGCCCAUUGAGGAGGUGCGUUCGCAAACUCGGUUGCGGCGGGAGCGUUCAGCCAGCGAGAACGCCACUGUCCGUCAGAACAGCCAGAUGGCCAGAAAUGAUUCAACUGUGAACCCACCCCCCCCAGCCCCCGUCCUCUCCUGCCCCCCCCUCACCAUGGCCGAGGACGGACAGAACCUCUACAGCGCUAGCGGCGUUCUAUCUUUCAUCCAGUCAACCACCCGCCGGGCCUAUCAGCAGGUCCUGGAGGUUCUGGACGAGAACCAUCGCAGCAAGCCAUCUCUGCGAGGGGGGUCUGCUUCGACCUCUAACCCCCUGCAUGAAUCCAGGUUUGCCCUGGCCACUCUAGACAGUACUCUAGAUGUAUCCAUGGCUCCUGAUGACAUGGCUGUCGUAGAUGCAGCGACACUUCGACGUCAGAUCAUCAAGCUGAACCGCCGACUUCAGCUCAUAGAAGAGGAGAACAAGGAGAGGGCCAAGCGUGAGGUGAUCAUGUACUCCUUAACCGUAGCCUUCUGGCUUAUUAACAGCUGGGUGUGGUUCCGCCGCUAGAACCUUUUGGGCCUCGGAAGCACUGCCAGAGAGUAGGGAACAAAGCCUUCCUACUCCCCUAUGUGUCAAAUGUUAGCAUAAUGUACUCUGCACUCAGUCCCAACACUGGACAUCCUUGAUGUGGGCACAUCAAGACCUUUUGGGCAAAGGGAUGUUUGUUUUUGGUUAAUUGUAUUGUAUACAUCUACUUGUACAUUUUACUUUUUUACAAUGUUAUAUAAUGUUGUUUUGGGUUUUCUUAUGUUUAUGUUUUUAUGAACAUCCUAUUACCUCAAAGAAGCAACGCAUGUAAAUAUAUUUGUUACUUAGCUGCUUUAAGCAAUGCUACGAAGGGUGUUAAAUAGUCUGCCAAAAUACUGGAGUCUGCUGGAAGCCAGAAGUUAAAUGCAAUUCACUUUGAACUGACUGACCUGGUCCUCAACCAGGGGGGAAUUUGAGGAAAAACAUGUAAUGUGUUCAUUAAACAAACUCUAAACAUGGGUCAUGUCCUACAUCUCCUUCCAAUAACUUUUAGGGGACAGAGAGACCAAAGAUAAUUUAAUUCAGAAUAAAUUAGCCUCUGACCUCUUUUUUUUUUUUUUCCAAGCCUGACUUUCCUGAUAGCCCCCCCAGCCUAGUACAUUGUACUAAAUGAAGUAGCUAUCUGGCUUUACCCACAUUGGAAUGUUACUUAACAUCUGGCUUUGGGGUCCAAACUACACUUUGGCAAGCACAUUCCUAGCUAUAGCAGUGUGUAAAUACUAGCAUUGCUAAAAGCAGCUACAUAUUAUUUAAAUUUGUGGUAAUCAUUGCUCCAGAGAUGAUUCAAAAAGAUAAUAUGCCUAAUGAGGAAAACAAAAAACAUGGUGGAAACAUCACAUUGAGUGAAGUAGGUUUGAAAAUAUUGUGGAGUACUGGUUAAGAUAAUGGAGACUGACAAAACCAAUGUGUUUAUUUUAACCAUUACUGCAAGAUGUACAGUAACUGUGACUUACAGCAUUUGACUCAUAGGUAUGUUUUUGUCUUUUUUUGUCUUGUUUUCCAUUAGUUCAUACCUGUUUUUGUAAAGAACCUGCUGGCUAGAGCACAAUGUUUUCAAAUUUGUUGUAGUUUUUGUCAUGAAGCACCGGCUGAAAGUCACAGAAUUGUAUUUGAAUAAAUUGCAAAACAGCUAAUCCUGAUAUUUGAGUUAGAACAUUUGUUACUGGUUUUAAUGUACUAUGUAUAAUAUUAGUCCAAUGUAAAGUCAAGCCAUGUCUAUUUGAAAGUUGGAACAGGUGCCUCUUAUCAGUCAUGCAUAAGCACAAACCUGUGUGUAAAACCAUGCGUACGAUAAUGUCCAUGUUACAUGUGUGCAAUAUAUCCAUAUGAACAUUUGUAAAAAAUUACAGCUGUGAUCAUACACAAAGUGCCAUGAGGUGGAAUAUAAACAGGAAAGAAAAAUCAUUUUUUGUUUGUAAAUGAAGCUGUGAGAAUAAUAUUUCAAUAAUGUU